AUCUCACCCCAACAACAGACGGCUACUUUCGGUACCUCGUCUUGUUGACCCACAACAAUGGGCAUUCCUCAACUCCGGAGGCAGCUGGAGCGCUAUGCCGAGAGGGCCGUCAUUGAAACAACAAAUGUCGUGCUAGAUGGUCCUGCUCUGGCAUACCAUGUUCUCGCCCUCUGCUCGAGGACAACGCGCAAAUCGAGUCCCUUCGAGCAGCCAUCCUAUGAGCUGCUAGGCAAAACUGCGAUAGCAUGGCUAGGCCAAAUCCAAAAAUAUGGUCUUUCAGUCUCAGCUAUCUAUUUUGACAGUUAUUUGCCCAGUUCAAAACGGCCCGAGCGGAUACAGCGCCUCAUCAAGUUGACUCGGGAUUUGAUCAAAUACCAAGUGGCAUUCCAAGCCGGAGUUCCGAGGCCCAACUCUCAUCACACAGUGGACGCCAAUGUUGAUUUGUUUCCCGACGCAUGGCCCACGGAGAAGAAAACAAACUUGAAGCCACCAGUCCCGCCAUUUCUCGUCCCUGCCGUCAUUGAUGCGUUGAGAAAUUCACCUGAAUUUGGGUCUCGGAUCAAGUUGGUCCCCGGGGAGGCAGACGGUUUCUGCGCCCGUCAUGUCCGUGAACAUGGCGGAAUGGUUCUGACGUCCGACUCCGACCUGUUGGUGUAUGAUCUGGGUGAAGCCAGUGGCGUCAUAUUUCUUACAGACAUCGAUGACGAUACGGAAACCCAAAAGCUUAGGGCCCCUCAGUACCGCCCCGCGGAUCUCUGUAGACGGUUGUCCAUCAAACCGGAUACAGGUCUUCAGCAUCUCGCGUUCGAGAUAAGCAGAGAUCCUUAUUUGACAUUGGAACAGGCAGUUGGGAAAUCGAAAAGGGGAGAGACAGCCUCGACGUCUGAAGAGGAAUACACCGAGUUCAUGGGUCAAUAUCUCUCCCCAGAGGUGGGGUCGACACUCAAUACAACUCAAGUUUCGGCCCUCGACCCACGGGUUUCCGAAAUUGCACUCCGAUCACUCCCAACCUCAAGUGUUGCGACGUCCUCACCAUCUGGGGACCUCAACGACUCAAGACUGGAGAUGUAUUUGCCCUUUCUCCUCGAUUACCCAUCUCGGACAAGCGCAUGGGAAGCCAGCAAGCCCACAAGACAGUUGGGGUACGCAGUCUUGCUGUCCAAUCUGGAUCAUUGCAACAACAUCCCCGCGGUAUUUGAGAUGAGGAGGCUACAGUCCAUAUCCUCAGGCUUGGAUGUUGGCGUCCCAGCGCCAACUGAGAUUGACGGCCUCGGUACUUCUCUGCUCGCGCUCUUGUCCAAGAUCGAGGCAGGCAUGGGCAAACCCGAACUGGUAUGGGUAAUGCUGGCCAUUUACCAGGACAUUGUCAUGACUAUGGAUCGUGCGAAGGGAUAUCCCCUCAGUCUCGAGCUGCUUCGUCAAGAUGCCAGGGGCAAACUAGACUCGUGCUCAUGGGAUUUUCUCCACCUCCUGGCACAGACCCAAGGAACCUUCUAUUCGCUAAGGAUGCUUCACCAAAUCCUUGAGUUCUCAGAACACCGCACCGGGGCCCCGACGGCAAUAUUGUCAGGUCUUUCACAACUUCUGUUGCGCCUCCCGCCGUUGUCUGACUUCCCCACGGCGAAGACUUUCGCAAAAACCAUAUCGUUGGUGAGGGAGGAAGGGGGGCUCUCUUGUUUGGAGACUCUCUGUGCGGACUAUGAGGAUGUCAUCCCGCUCAUCAAAUCUGCCCGGGAACCACAAAACAACAAGAAGUCAAAGAAGAGGAAACAGAUGGCAUCGGAUGAGGGGAAUAGCAAGGUCCGUUUGAGCGACCCCCGCUCGAGCAACCCCUUUGACCUCCUGGCAGGGGCCGGGGACUGAAGAGCAACGGCGGCAUUGGCUCGUCGUUGACGGUUGUUCAACACCACACGUGUCAAACCAAAAUGAAUCCGCGCCGUCUUCUCUCGCUAAACCACCCUUUCCUCUCCCGAUUCACUUGGCUUGCCUGUUGUUGACAAGCCCCUGAGCAGUUGGCCCAGCAAGAACGAAAGGGGUUAGGGUUACACAAGAGCCCCCCUUAUCGCUAUCAGCC
Molecule: messenger RNA, 2074 nt
Organism: Chaetomium fimeti
Lineage: Eukaryota; Fungi; Ascomycota; Sordariomycetes; Sordariales; Chaetomiaceae
Product: XPG domain containing-domain-containing protein
Exons: 2
Coding region: 58-1863 (601 amino acids)
Source: RefSeq, a predicted model, not a curated record